Molecule: messenger RNA, 1890 nt
Organism: Arvicanthis niloticus (Nile rat)
Lineage: Eukaryota; Metazoa; Chordata; Mammalia; Rodentia; Muridae
Gene: Cbln3
Product: cerebellin 3 precursor
Biological process (GO): maintenance of synapse structure
Cellular component (GO): synapse
Molecular function (GO): protein binding
Source: RefSeq, a predicted model, not a curated record
AGAGGACAGAAGAUCAGGGCAAGAGUACUGAAGCCUUGAAGCAGAAGAGGGAGAGCAAAGGGGACAGAAGACAGGGAAAUCUGUGGGUGACAGAGGCACCUACCAAGGAUGGGGACAAAACGGCACAGCCCCAAGCUGUCCUUGGCCCUGAUGCUUCUGACCCUGGAGGCUGGGUGGGCUCAAGAAGGGUCGGAGCCUGUCCUGCUGGAGGGGGAGUGCCUGGUGGUCUGUGAGCCAGGCCGGCCUGUUGCAGGAGGACCUGGGGGAGCAGCCCUGGGAGAGGCACCCCCAGGACGAGUGGCGUUUGCUGCAGUCCGAAGCCACCACCAUGAACCAUCAGGAGAAACCGGCAAUGGUACCAGUGGUGCGAUCUACUUCGACCAGGUGCUGGUGAAUGAGGGUGGUGGCUUCGAUCGUACCUCGGGCUGCUUCGUGGCCCCUGUCCGUGGAGUCUACAGCUUCCGAUUCCAUGUGGUAAAGGUGUACAACCGCCAAACUGUCCAGGUGAGUCUAAUGCUGAACACAUGGCCGGUCAUCUCAGCCUUUGCAAAUGACCCUGAUGUGACCCGAGAGGCAGCCACAAGCUCUGUGCUGCUUCCCCUGGACCCCGGGGACCGUGUGUCCCUGCGCCUUCGUCGAGGGAAUCUUCUGGGUGGCUGGAAGUAUUCGAGCUUCUCUGGCUUCCUCAUCUUCCCACUCUGAGGACCCAUGCCUUUAAACGACAGAUAUCUAGCACCUGACCCUUCCGCCCUCCCCUGCCCCAGCCCCAGAAACAAGUCUCUUUGGAGCAAGAGAAAGGGCCCCUCCAGGUUGCCUACGGCCCACCUCCUUGCAUGAGAUCAUAUCUAAACACCUAAGGCUAGGAGCAGAGCUAUGGGAUCUCUAAAUGAACAGUCCUCACCAUCCUGCCCGCAGCCCAGGAUUAAGGCAGGAUUUGCCAAGGGGGAAGCUUGCACUUCUUCACAGACUCCACUCCUGUUCUCCACCCCAGCUUCCUGCUCAGUGCUAUUUGGUGACAGGUGGUGCAGGUAAGCCUGACAGGCUCCCACAGGGGCCCAGAUGGACCAGCCUCAUAGUACCUGCAGGCUCCAUCCUGCGAGGAAUGCCAACAAGAGCUCUCAGCCAGCACCCUGUGAACAGGGCUGACAGCUCAACCACAAAAAGCAGUGUGGGGAGGGCCACAGAGCAUCCAUAGCUGGAGAGACAGGAUGGGACCAUGUGCCUACCCUGAACAUGUAAAUGUUCUGCAGGUAAACUGGGACAGUCAGAAGUUAGGAAUCCUGCCAUCCAUCUGUGCCAGGUCCCAAUGGACUCUGGCCCUCAUCUCCUGACCAGAGGCACAGGUGUGUGUGUGUGUGUGUGUGUGUGUGUGUUUGCUCUAGUUAACAGGAGAAACUAGAGCAGGUAUACAGACCUGGAGGCAGGGUCAAAGGUCAUGCUUGAGUCAUUAGUAACCACGUGUCCUCUUCCUCCACCUCCUAGGACUGCCCCACCUUUGAAACCUAAGUUUCAGUCACUCCCCACUCUUGACCAACACCUAGUUCCUCCAGCUGUCUCCCAGCUAAUUUCCCUGUACCUGUAGCCUGUGCUUCCCCCUCUCCCACCCCACCCCUCAUCACUCUUUCUCUAGAUCUGCAUGGUCUUGCUCUCCUUCUUUGGUCUCCUGUUACCUGCAAGUUCAUGACUCCUCCCUCCAACUACUCUUUCACCAACAUCAGAAACUCUCCUUUACCAGGUCAUCCCAGCGGUCCAGCGUGAAUGGACCUAUCUAGAGCAACUGGGGAGCUGCGGUUGUUAAGACAGUGUACUUGUGGUGUUAGUGAGGGUGCAGUUUGGAACAGGGACUAUGGAUUGAAGCACAUAUGGCGUGUUGAAGAGAAAAUAAAUUCA